Drosophila willistoni is the source of this 589-nucleotide messenger RNA. It is a transcript of the gene Cpr65Ec, whose product is annotated as pupal cuticle protein Edg-78E. Gene Ontology annotation, molecular function: structural constituent of chitin-based larval cuticle. Lineage: Eukaryota; Metazoa; Arthropoda; Insecta; Diptera; Drosophilidae. Gene Ontology annotation, cellular component: chitin-based extracellular matrix. The transcript has 2 exons. Bases 106 to 510 code for a protein of 134 amino acids. The record is from RefSeq and is a predicted model, not a curated record.
ACAGUUUUUGAGACACAUUCAUUCUGGCAACGAAGACCAAGUGACACCACAACCACACUCAAAACCCAAACCCAAACCCAGAAAACCCUUCAACUUCCAUUCAACAUGUGCAAAACUUUCGUCGUUGCCGUUGCCGUUGCCUUUGUGGCCUUAGCCAUGUCUCAGGUGAAUGCUCGUCCGGAUGCUUAUGAUGCUGCUGCCGAGACCCGUGAAUUCAAGAGCGAUCUCAAAGAGGAUGGCAGCUAUAAUUAUCAGUAUCAGACCUCCAAUGGCAUUGCUGUCCAAGAAUCAGGAGUGGGCGGUCAUUAUGCGACUGGCUCAUCGGCCUACUACGCCCCGGACGGUCAGCUUAUUCAGUCCUCUUAUGUCGCAGAUGAAAAUGGCUACCGUCCAAGUGGUGCCCAUUUGCCCACUCCACCACCAAUUCCAGUUGCCAUACUGAAGGCUUUGGAAUACAUUCGCACACAUCCGCAUCAGGAGACACGACAGGGACAGGGACGUUUCUUCUAGACUGGCAGCAAAUCGGUCUCACAGAGAGUUAGAGAAGGAUUAAAUUUGCCAGAAAGUGAAAUGUUAUUCGAGUUUUACA